This is a messenger RNA of Rana temporaria (common frog), 3223 nucleotides long. RefSeq names its product zinc finger protein 385C (gene ZNF385C). Bases 770 to 2017 code for a protein of 415 amino acids. Lineage: Eukaryota; Metazoa; Chordata; Amphibia; Anura; Ranidae. The transcript has 8 exons. The record is from RefSeq and is a predicted model, not a curated record. Gene Ontology annotation, molecular function: zinc ion binding; nucleic acid binding. Gene Ontology annotation, cellular component: nucleus.
UUGCUUGGAACACACUUUGUUCACUUCUCCUUCCUUUUAACUCUCUGCUUGCUCAACAUUCUAUACAUGAUGUGUGUGCUUUGUACUGCACAAAAGGCAAAUAGGAAGAGGACACAAAAAAGGAGUAAGUCAGAAGCAAGGAAACAAGACCUGUCAACAAACAGUGCCUGAACUGAAGAGCUUACUAUCAGACGUGUCUAGUUUAGCUUAUGAAUUGAUGUAGUCUCACCUUUGUGUCAUUCUUCCUCAGACUUCAAUAAAGCCACAGAGCGGCACAUUGCACAGUGGUAACCCAGCCGCUGAAGUGUGCCAGGAGUAGAGUAUGUGUAUAGGAGAACUGGCAUGCCCUCAAUGUGAGAGGACAGGAGAAGUACAUUCCGACUUCUCUCACUCUGCCUCUGCACCCCCACCCCUCUUCAGACCUCCCAUCCGAUUUGUAUGUUAAUACAGUAUCUUUUGGUUUGCAGAGCUCUCAGCUGGGAGAGGCUACACUGGGUAAUUUCUCCAUCUGUGCUCGAUGAUUGGGUUAAAGCGAGGGCCAGUAGCUGUGGAGAGAGAGUGCCGCUUGUUUACCUCCUCCGGGCAGAGAUCAGUGGAGCAUUAAGCUUUUAAUUGAGGUAUAAGUGUAUCAUUUGGGAAGGUGAACGAAUUGGAGGCCAGUCACCUCUCUAUCAGGGGCAGCCAGAAGGAUCUGCGUGCGAAUGCAGCCGCUCGGCAAAAUCUGAUAGCGAUUUCGGGGGAAAGAGACAUCAACGAUACGUAAUCAAGAAUGCUUUUGGGUGCUCCUACUCAUGGUGGACAAUUGCUGGCUUCUCUAGGGAUUCCCAACAGACCAAUACAGACACACUUGGACAUUAAGCAUCUUCUUACAUUCAGGAUCAAUGGAGUCUCUCCGCUUAGCCUCUUCCCUAACUUUAAUGCAAUGGACCCAGUGCAGAAAGCAGUUAUUAAUCACACCUUUGGUGGGCCUUCUCCUCCGAGACGGAGGCCUUUUAUAUCCUGCAAUGUCUGUCAUCUCAGGUUCAACUCCCUGAACCAGGCUGAAGCUCAUUAUAAAGGCCACAAGCAUGCACGGAAGCUCAGAGCCUUGGAGAGCGCACGACACAAGCACAAGCAGAAUGGAAUUCGAGAAAGAGCAUCAGCGCCCCCAGUGGACACCACAAAAAGCACAGACUCUCAGAGUGAAACAACAGAUGCACAGGCUGAAAUUACCAGGCUUAGCGAACUGGACACGGAGCCAAGCCACCACAGUCCAACACCUGAACCUCAGACCAUUGAUCAGGAGGAGGAAUGUGCCUCUCCAGAGACCUUAGACAGCAGUGCUGAGUUAAUGGAGACCGGGUCCCUGGCUCCAGAGGAACCAUAUAGUCCAGAGAAGGCCUCUGAAGAAAAUGGUGUUUCCACUCAGGACAGUGAGAAAGAAAGAAAGAAUAGAGAGCACUUAUACUGUGCCACCUGCAAGGUUACUGUGAACUCGGCAUCUCAACUGGAGGCUCAUAAUGCUGGUGCAAAGCAUAAAUCCAUUUUGGAAGGACAAAGCACUCACCCAAGGAGGAGCAGGGGCAAAGCACUGAGCCGUGCUACCCGAAAACCUAAGAGAAUUGGCAACAAGAGCAGCAUUGGCAUCCAGAACAAAGCCUUCAACUGCCCCGUGUGUGAAAUCCAUGUCAACUCUGAAACCCAGCUCAAACAGCACAUGAACAGUAGAAGACACAAAGACAGAUUGGCUGGGAAACCUCCAAAGCCCAAAUACAGUCCUUUCAGCAAGCUGCAGAAGAGUGCUGCUUUAGCGACCAGGCUGGCUCUACAUAAACAUCUGACUAAGACUUUGGCUGCUCGCUUUCUUCCGAGCCAUCUGACGCCGACGACGGUCUGCACUCUACCUAGUGCUCUUACUCUGCGCCCUACCACAGCUGCUGCCCUCUUCCAGACCCCUCUUCUGGGACCAGCUCUUUUCCGGAGUCCAACAGCUGCUAUUCGACCUUCUCCAACACCCAUAAUGUUUGCUCCAUACUAGCCUGGCCCCAUGUAUUAUAGGACUGCAGAGGAACUAGUACAGAGGUGAAACUAUAUUGAUCGCAAGACCGCCACCUCCAGAGAAUACUAAAUUCUAUAUAAUUGUCGCUUCGCUCAUGACCCAAAGCACAUUUGCCAUCUUGGAUAUGGGAGCUAGCUUUCCAAGCCAUAGUCAACAGACAAGGAUGGACAGCCAUAGUUGCUCAUGUCAGACUGUGUGUACAGAUGGUGGCAGAGGAAGUGAGUUUCCACAUCUACCACAGCGCUGGAGUCAGGAGACAGUGACUUUGGAGAAACAAACCACAAUCCCUCUGUUCUGAGAUGGCGGAGAACUGAUAGCAAUAACAUUUAUUUAGUGGACAUGGCUUGGGAUGUAAAACUGGAGAAUUUAAGAAAAAAACUCAAACAUGACCAAGAUCCCUAUUUAAUAGAUAAUACAAUGUCAGCAACUAUGCUGGCGCAGACACACAGUGUUAUUUGUAUCUUGAUGUGCACAAGGCAUGAUACAGCUUGGUUAUCCCCAGGUGUGGUAAAGAGAGGUGCCUUCAUAUAAAGCAGAUGUCUAGAUGUGAUAGUGUACAAGUCUUUAUUCAGAUAUUUAAAUAGAAAUAAUAUAAAUCCAGGGAUGAAUGCAAUCAAGAAGUAUAUGAACUAAAAACAAAGAUAUUAUAAAGAUAUUAUAAAAUACUAUGGGCGUAGCACUAAUUUGGGGGAACAAAGAUGUCAAUAGAAAUGCACACUUUUAGUUUGUAAAGCUUGAAAGCUCUUAUUUGAAGGUUCUGACUCAUAUUAGCAUUUUGUAGCCAAAACCAUUUCAUUCCAUGUAUUAUUUUUUUAUUUUUUUAUGUAACAAUUUAUCAGAGAUAAUAACUGGUCAUAACCCACCUUGGUGUUAUUGCACUGCAUGUAGACUUUUGCCCCAGAAGCUAACGCGGUCAUUUCCUUCUGUCACUGGGAUUUAUCAAAGUGCCAGUUUAAAGAACUGAUGGUACUUCUGCACAGCCACCUAUCAAACCUGCCCAGUAGAAUUAAUCUAAAAGGUGUGAUCAAUUGCUGUUUGGAAAUAUCUAGUUUUUAAGCUGGCCAUAAAAGUUACAAUCUAAAAACAGUGUAUGUUAAGCCCGAAGUUUGAAUAGCGCAGAGAAGGAAUAGAACGCCUGUCAGUUUUUUACCAGUCUAUAGGGCUCCCUUAGGCCUCGUACACACG